AGUCGUUGCAAUCCCCGUCUGUUUGUCCAGGACGAUUGUCAAAGUGCGUGGAACCCCAGAAUUGGCAGCCAAGGGAUAUUUGGAUCUCUUCUCCUUCAGUGCUGAUAGAAGGGCCGAGAUAUGCUUAGUUGACGGCACCAUGUUCUUCCCAUCCAGGGUAGUGACGAUGGACCUCCUCUGGACACCAACCUGCUGCCGAAUAACCAGUUCCGUGAAAGUAGCGGCAGGCACCUUGCUGGCGGCUGGGGCGGCUACGAAGGCUGCGAACAAACUCGAGGACUUCAAGUUUAGCGGCGAUCCAUCUAAGCAAUCCCUUUCCUUUCCCCAAUGGAGAACCAAGUGCCCGAAAGCCAUCUCCGCAUCAGUUAUACUCUGAAUGCAAAGUUUACCAACUUGGCCAAAGGUCUCA
This is a messenger RNA of Ilyonectria robusta, 409 nucleotides long. RefSeq lists its product as uncharacterized. NCBI's taxonomy places the organism in Eukaryota, Fungi, Ascomycota, Sordariomycetes, Hypocreales, Nectriaceae. The transcript is spliced from 2 exons. Bases 140 to 376 code for a protein of 78 amino acids. The record is from RefSeq and is a predicted model, not a curated record.